Monodelphis domestica (gray short-tailed opossum) is the source of this 10888-nucleotide messenger RNA. It is a transcript of the gene MARCHF8, whose product is annotated as membrane associated ring-CH-type finger 8. Gene Ontology annotation, molecular function: zinc ion binding. Lineage: Eukaryota; Metazoa; Chordata; Mammalia; Didelphimorphia; Didelphidae. The record is from RefSeq and is a predicted model, not a curated record.
UUUUAUUUGAAAAAUUUUAUUUAAUUAAUUGAUUUGUAUGCUCAUUUAUUGCUGAUAUGCUAUAGCCUCGUUGCCAUCACUGUGCAUUUCUUCAUUUUGUAGUAACAUGGAAUGUUGAUUCUAUUUUUUUUAUCCUUACCUUCUGUUUUUGCAUUAAUAUUAAGUAUCAGUCCCAAGGCAGAAGAGCAGUAAGGGCUAGGCAGCUAGGGUUAAAUGACUUGGCCAGGAUCAUAUAGCUAGGAAGUGUGAGAUUUAAAAUGGUUGAGGUCUUAACUGUAGUGAUUAAAAUAGUGGAAGAUAUAAAUUGUGAUAGAUAUAAGAGAGGGUGAGCAAAUUUGACCGCAGAAAUAUGUUUCACUACAGUGUCUUGGGUUUUAAAAUCAAAUAUAAGGUGGUGGCCAGGGAAAUUAUUCCCAAUUAUUCAAAUACCCAAGUCAAUUGGGUUUUAUAGAGAUUUUUAAUUAACAAUACAAUGAGUAAUUAAAGAAGGAGAGAGAGAAUAAGAAAAGAAUCAGUUUUUUAACACUCACCACAAGGUCUGACUAAACAAGGAUUCUAGCAACACCAGGCCAUAGUCCUUCCUCAAAGAGUCUUCCAGCCAGAGAUUGUUUCAAAUGGCCUUUCUCAAGAGCCUCCAGAACUCCUACCCAAGAGGGACAGAGCCCCUCAGAGGAGCUCCUCAAGGAGCUUUCCUUCAGAAUGAGAGUCAGAAAUCGUGAUCCUCAGAAUGAGUCUUCUCAAAAUGAGCUCCCUCAGAAUCAGAUCCAGCUCUUCUCUGAGUUCUUAUUUUUAAGGGCAAAAUCUCCUAUGUCACCUCCCCUAAGUCCUUACAUCUACCAAUCACUGUAGAUGUUUCUAAAGGACCGCCCAUUUUGAAUUCACAGCUGAGUAGUUUUAAUCUCUUUAGUAAGUCAGAAAAAAAUGCUGCUGUGUUGACAAAUUUCAUUAAGAAAAAACCUCUGAAUAAGUUAUCACCCUUUUAGGUUUAAGUAGUUUACAAAUUACCCCACCUUUAUAGGUACUUAGUAUCCCAUUGUAUCAAUUCUAAAAUAGUCAUGACUCAAAGAACUUCCUGUCCUUUCCAUAAGCAUGGGUCAAAGCACUUUUCAUUGUUCUCAAGGAGCUCUCUGUCCUAAAGGAGUUCUAAGUAGGGUGGAGUAGGGAUAUUCCCAAGGCAAGGAGCCCUCACAUUCAAGUAGAAUUCUCACUAUCAGCUAGGGAGUUUUUUUAAGUAGAAGAUUCCCCAAUGGGGGAAACCCCUAACAUUCAUAAGUCUGAGAAAUUUUGAGGUUUACAAUCCCCCCGAUGAUCAUGGGAGACUAGUCUCCCCAUUGAUCAAUUAACAUAAUCAAUUUUGUAAUUCAAAAUGCACUUCUAACUAGAGAUAUACACAAUAUUCAAUUUUCUAAGAGAAAUUAGAAUAGUGAGAGAGGAAAUAGAAAAGAAAAGAAAGCAAAACCAAUGUUUUGCUAGGCGCAUUGACAGAAAGCCAAAUUAGGGGCAGUUCCUUUUGGCAUAAAUGAGUACAUUUACAAUAAAUGUUCAAAGUUCAGUUCAAUCAAUCAUAUCCAAAGUUCAUUCUUGAUCUUCUUGAUGAAGUGUAAGUUUUCCGGUAUCUUUCUGCAACAGUUCAUUCUCUGGAUAUAAAAGUUUCAAGCUUCUUUCUUGAAGAUCUUUUCUCGAACAAAAUCAAAAUCUUGAAUUUUUAUAAAAGUACAAUCUUAAACAAAAAAUCAAAAUUCUUGGAUUUUUAUAAAAAUACAAUUUUGAGGUUUACAGAAGUAUCUGAGUUCAGAUUUGAACCCAGGUCCCCCCUGACUCUAGACUUGGCUCUUCUUCUACUGAGCCACCUCAUUGCCCCUAAAACGCUGAUUCUUGAGAGACACUGACAUUCCAGGAUUCAUAGUCCUAUAGUUUCAUUAGAGAAAUGUUACUGUUAGAGAAAAUAGGUUGUUAUUUCAGGGGGAAGCUUGGGCACAUUAAAAGUACCACAUAGUUCUCCAAUGCAUUCCAACAUUUUAUUUUCCUCCUCAUCAAUUCUGGACCCAUUUCUUCUACAGCCUCUGUACUGGAUUGUGUACUGCUGGAUUGAUAGAACAUACAAACCGCUCUGUGGGCAGCAUAUUGUCUGGACAAGAAGUAGUCGCAAUCUAUUGAGUUUUUUUCUGUGUGGAUAGUUAGGCCUGCCUCUUUUGAGGGAUUUUUGAGCCAAAUUAGGAGACUAGCAUUCAGUACAAUGGUAUUUGCCAACAAGAACAUCUCAAAAAUUUGUGGGAAUCCUUUUCCAUUUGGACUUUGUGCUGGACAUUGUAAAUUAUAUAGCACCAGACAUCUUUUGUGAGCUUAUGUCUUAUUCUGUGUCAGAGAGGUUGUUUAAACCGAUCUAUGUAUCUCUGUUGUUGGGGCUGCUGGUUGAUGCAGUGGAUGGAAUGCUGGACCUGAAGCCAAGAAAACUCAUCUUUGUAAAUUCAAAUCUGGCCUCAGACUUCCUAGUUCUGUGACUCUGGACAAGUCACUUAACCCUGUUUGCCUUGUUUUUUUCAUCUGUAAUAUGAGUUGGAGAAGGAAAUGGCAAAACCGUUCCCAGUAUCUCUACCAAGAAAAAUUCUAAAUUCUAAAUGAGGUUAUGAAGAGUUGGGCAUGACUGAAAAAAAAUAUACAGCAGUAUUUUUGUUGUGUCUUUCAAGGAAUCGUGAAGGAAAGUCUUUAAGGAGACUACUGAGUUAACUGCUUUUUAGCAGACUAAGCAGAAUGACCUUAUAUUCUCUGCAGUUCAAUCAUUCGUAAAGAUGUGAUUUUACAGAAUAUUGUUUGAAAAAGAUAUAUAUGUAAAUUAUUUUCAAAAAAAAUUUGUAGAGAUGGGAAAGUGGGCUUGUGGCUCAUUAGUUACCAAGAUCUUUUCUGUUGCUUUUUUCAAUGUUAGUAAUGGCUGUGCUUUGCUUCUCAAACAUGUAGUAUUUCAUAUAUUUUGAAAUUUGACCCCUGAACACCCUUACCUUAGAGGACUGGGAUACCAGUCUAAAUCUAGUGGGUUCACUGUCAUUAAUGGAGAAAAGAUUUUGUUCUAGGACUUUGGAAUGGUCUUUUCUCAUUUUGGGGGUCUGUUUUCCUCCUUUCAAUUUCCUCUUUAAAUGAUCUUGGGAUGAUCUGGCUUAAUUGCCUUUGUAGACAAAUUUUUCAUAAACUGAUUAUCUUAAUUCCCUUACAGUAAGUGAGUAAUGUGAGGCAAGACUGCUCAUGAUCAUAUUCUUUUUAUCUUCUGUAGGGUUUUACAAAUGAGCUCAUCUUUAAAUCUCUGACUGUUAGUUCAUAGUUUACAGGACAAAAUAAAAGAUAGUUAAGGAAAAGUUAUACUCAUAGUACCCUGAAUAUGUGUGUACUUUAUCAAAUAAAAAUUUAUAUAAUAUUUGCUUUCCAAAUGGGGAUACAUAGUGAGAUUUGUGUGCUUUUUCAUGGUUUAAAAUUUUGUAAAUGAAGCAACUAAAAUAUUUUAAAAUCAACUAAGGAAAAACCUCUUUAAACAGGAACUUUUUUUAAAUAAUGGGAAAUACCUGUAUAUUUUGUUUUCAUAUCAGUGAAAAUAAGUAUUUUUACUCAAACAGUCAUUUGUUUUCAGUUUGCUCUUGACUAUUUUCUUGAAUUCUAGAGCCAUGAAAUCUGGAAUAUUCCUUUACUUAAUUUAUUUUGGGAACUGACAUUUGGUAAUUUAAGAGAUUAUUGUCCCCAGUUAUAUUAUUACAAAGAUGAUAUCAUGAGUUAAACUGUCAAAAUUUUUCUUUUACAAGCCCUUUUUUUUUUUAACAUAAAUAUUUGCUAGUUUUCCCAGUACUUUAAUUUGCAUAAUCUCAUUUAAUCCUCAGUACAACCCUUGGACAUAGUCAGGGCAGGCAUUAUCCAUCUGCAUGUUUUAGAUGAUGAAUUGAGAUUUUGAGAGCUUUAGUAAUUUGCCAGUUGUUACCCACAAUCGUAGGCAGUGAACCUGGGAAUAGAAUUUAGAGCCUCCCCUCUGUAAUUUAGUCUGGUUUUGAAUUUUAGUGGAAACUAACUUCUUAGUUUGUCAAAACCAAGUCAUAAAUAACAGGCAGAAUCAGAAUUCUGCUAGUUUAUCUGAGAAACAAAAUGAGGUUUCUUCUAUGGUGAGAGUGGUCAGUGUGCAUGCAGUGAUCAGGGCAGGAGAUCUCCUCAUGUAUUACAGUUGACCUAGUUGGGCCUGGGAAGCUGGAUAGAUUCUUGUAUUCUGUCCUGAGACAGGCGGCCACAUUGACCGGUGGACUGCCAAGUUCCCUGGAGUUAUUUACCAGGUUGCACAGUAGUGAUAGUCUUAUCUUCCUCACACAGACCUUGCUUGCCUCUGUUUACAAAAUUAUAAAACUUGAGGGAUAGUCUAGAGAGAGGUGUUGACUCCUUAUUAGGUUCCUUCCCUGUGGCUGCAUUCCCAACAUGAAUGUCAAGCCAGUGAUUCCUUCCUUGUCUCAGAAAUUGCAUAUCUCCUGUUUGUUUCCCCCCACCCCCAUGUUUAUUAAACUGCUAUUUCUCUGUGCUAUGACCCUACAAAUGAAAUCAUGUUCCAGCUGUGUUUUUUCCCCCUGUGGUCAAUGUUCUCAUUCCCAACUGUUUGCUACAGAUUGACACCAUUUUCUACUCCUGCUGUCCCUUGUUGCUGUCCAACAGUGCUUCGACUCCCCACUGCCUUUGCCUACUGUUUAACUGAUGGAUGCUUCACAGCUAAUUAGGCAUGGGAGUCAGCAAUCUGCUGAGUGGAAGGCAGGGUCAGCAGGGAGUAGUGCAAGGAGGAGCAGUAUUUAGGUGUGGUUGGUGCUGGGUGGUAGCUGGUAUUGUAGCACACAGACGUGUGAUAAUUUUAGGUGGCAUCCGAUGAUUAGACUUUUUUUGAUGGUUCCUUCAUUUGGAGCCUGUGAAUGGCAGGGUGGCAGGUGGUGGUUCCAGCCACAACCCACAAACAACAGUAAACAGCUUCAGGUCCAUGACGCAAAAUGACCUUCACAGUGAAGAUUCUCAUCCUUAAAAAAGAAGACCAUACCAGAGGUUGUGAUGAAUAUGCCACUGAAUCAGAUCUCUGUCAUUCCAGCUCGAGAUGCUACCUCUAUCAGGGUCUCCAGGAAUAAGACCAAAGAAAAAGAUAGGGAAGAGCAGAAUGAGAAGACUUUGAGGCAUUCCAUGAGUUGUUCAAGUCACAUUUCUAAGGCUGGAAGUCCAACAUCUGUAUCAGCUCCCCAUGGCUUCUCUCGCACUUCUGUUACCCCAUCUAACCAAGACAUCUGCAGUUCCAGUGCAGUGUUUUCUGAAUGUUGUCAUCACAGUCCCGUGCAGUCAGCUGUUGUCUUGAAAUCUGCUCUCUGCCAGAGUUCUCUGACACAAGGGGUCACUAUGACAGUGAUCUGUAAAGACACAUUACAGGACUCAAAGAAAAACUCCUGUGGCUCAGAAUGGAUCCAGGCCUUAAAGCCUUCUAAGAAUACCAAAGCCAGAAGAACUCUGAAGUUCUCCAAGUCCCUCAAUGAUGUGGUUGAGAAGGCCCAGAAUACUAUGGAGAACUUUGACUGUGUAGAAAGAACUUACUCUGAAGGAAAAUUAGCACCACCUCAAGAUCAGUGCCUCAAGAUGAACAAAUUUCAUCAUAAGGAAAAACAGAUUCUCAAUCUGAAGCCUCUUGUGUUUGGCAGUUAUAAACACUCACAUGUUCCAUCAUUUUCUGCCAAUCAUCCAAGCACCUUUGGAAUAGGAGCCACCCAAGGGAGUUUCAACAUCUCAUCCCUUGAAGAGAAAGCAGAUAAUGAGGCAACCUUGAAAAGCAAGCGUUUGCUCUGUUACCUCUUUUCCUUCUCUCACAGUUCAAGCACCAGCAGUUUGCACAAGUUCCAUGAGCUGGAAAGCUACUCAGCUAGCUUGCCAGCAGCUAAGUCUUCCAGUGUGUUGGUGGGGAGCACAGGCUUCUGCUCUGAUGAUAUGGGGGAUGAUGAUGUGUUUGAGGACAGUGUAUCUUCUAAACUGAAAAACAAGGAGAUACGGGCACCACUCUGCUCCACUGAGAAAGAUAGUGACCUGGAUUGCCCUUCUCCUCUCUCUGAAAAGUUUACCCCCUUAUCCCCUGUGUCAACAUCAGGAGACACCUGCAGGAUAUGUCACUGUGAAGGAGAUGAUGAGAAUCCUCUUAUUACACCUUGCCACUGCACAGGAAGUCUUCAUUUUGUCCACCAAGCCUGCCUACAGCAGUGGAUCAAAAGUUCAGACACGCGAUGCUGUGAACUCUGUAAAUAUGAGUUCAUAAUGGAGACCAAACUAAAGCCUUUGAGAAAAUGGGAAAAAUUGCAGAUGACAUCCAGUGAAAGAAGGAAGAUCAUGUGCUCUGUAACAUUCCAUGUCAUUGCGAUCACAUGUGUGGUAUGGUCCUUGUAUGUUCUCAUAGACCGAACUGCUGAGGAGAUUAAGCAAGGACAGACAACUGGGAUCCUAGAAUGGCCCUUUUGGACUAAACUGGUGGUCGUGGCCAUAGGAUUCACUGGUGGACUUCUCUUUAUGUAUGUACAGUGUAAAGUAUACGUACAAUUAUGGAAGAGACUUAAGGCUUAUAACAGAGUGAUCUAUGUCCAGAACUGUCCAGAAACAAGUAAAAAGAAUAUUUAUGAAAAACCUGCACUAACAGAGCCAAAUUUUGAAAGUAAAGAUGGGCGACAUGGGAUCUGUCAUUCUGAUACAAACUCUUCCCAUUACACAGAGCCUGAAGACCAUGGAGCAGAAAUUCUUCAUGUCUGAUAAAGGGAGAAGGGGCUGUUAUUUUUCCCCCCAGACAUUCAUGAAGAGCUGAGAUGACAUUGUUUACUGAAAACUGCAUACCUUAAAAAAAAAGAAAAAGAAAAAAUCAGCCAAUGGCUUAGACUGGGCAGUUGAAUUUUUUUGUAUUCUGUUCUGUUUUUCUAAAUCAUCUUCGACAUAUCUUUUAAUAUGUUAUCAUGGUGGCAUACCUCUUAUUUUGAGUAUCUUAUAGGUGUGCUUUAUGAGGAGGAAUGGUAAAAUGUAGGUGACUGAUACUACUGAUAAGGAGCCACUUUGCUGCCUGAUUCUUGUUCAGCCAAGUUGUAAAACCUGAAAGAUGAAUAAAAAGAAAGUGAAAUACAGAAGACCUGUGCGUGGCCACACCAUGGAGCCUGAAUUGGAUUUUCCAAAGAGUCUUUUCUUUCACUUUAACAUCAGAUACCCCUAAGAACACCAGGAAAAAGCCAACUCUCAUUAAUGUCUCCAUUACUCAAGGAGAGUCUGAGAGAGAUGCACUGGAAGACCUUAAAUCAGGACUUGAAGCCUCUGAUAAUAUCUGCCAUUAACAUCUCUCUUGGGUUAAGAUCAUGCUUUACAUUUAAAGAUAAGUGACUCACAAAGCAAACAGCACUUUUAAAAAUCUUUAUUUUGUAAUAUGUGUGUCCAGUUGGAUUGAAACUUGAAAGAAUGUCUCAUUUCAGAAUAUUCCUUUCAAUAUACUUGGCCCUUUCCUGUAGGCCCUACAGACCUUUUUGCCUUAUGAUAUCUAAAAUGUUUGUGAUUUCCAAUACAUCCCCACAGAAUUUUUGUGACCAUGAUGGAAAUAAACCCUAAUCUGGAGCUAUUGUGCAAACAAAUUCAUGGAUAUAAGACAUUUAUUUGAAAAUAUAAUUUUUCUCGGUCUAAUCUUAUUUUUAUCAAGAGUAUAUAUGACAAGUGUACACAUGUACUUUUGUAAUAUCCAGUCUUAACUAAAAAAACAAAAGGGUGUGUGUUGUAACCUUACAGGAGGGCAAGGGAGCAAAUGAUCAGAAAUUGGUUGACUUUCUUUUGAUGUUAAUUUGUAUCCAAAUCUCUCCAAUUUGUGCUCCUGUGAAGAAUAGAUUUGAAUCAAGAAGUAAAUGUUUAUCAUGCCUGUGAGUAUGCAUAUGAGUGAUUUGGCAGGACAAACAAUGAAAAGAGCAUAUAAAAGCUAUAUUGACCUGAUUGCUAAAUUGGUACAGAAGAGAAGUUGGGGACCUCUGUGGGAAUGGUAGAUAAAGAAUUGUGAUGGAUAAGUGAGGAGUCUGGUUCAGUGGCCUGCUAAAGGCCAUUUAUCUAAAAGGUUUUCUCCUGAGAUGGGAAAUAUUGGUAGCAUGAGAUCAAAAUGACUAACCCUAGGACUAAACUGGCUCCAGGAAGUGAACUGUUGAGCACAUUGACUUAGAUGAAUUGUUCUGCUCCUAUAAGUAAAAUUGGCAAACUGUCUGGGCCUUGGUAUUGGAAAACAGCUUCUGUUGCCUCCAAUGAAUGGACAGAAGGCCUGUGCUCAGACAUUACCUUAACCAAAAUGAGUAAAAAAACCAAACUAUUAAGUAUAUUAUAGUUAAUAAAGUAUCCAGUUUAUUUCCAUUCCCAUCUCCCAUCCCCAUUGUUGGAUUUAAAGGUAAUUUGGUAUAGUUAGUUGCUUAGAAAACUACAUUUUGAAUUGCAGCUUUUUAAAGAAUCUCUCACAUAGCUUGACUUGUGUGGGAUGGCAGAUUGAAAGGUCCCAGAGUACAGCAGAAAAAACAUCCUCCAUAUUCUUUGGACCUUUGAUUUGUCAAACUGUUAGAAAUAGUUUUCUUCAAGUUCCCAAGGUGAUCCACCAUGUUUGCAAUUUGCCCAGUUUGGGUCACAUUCCUCUUUGGAUGCUUUUGGCUUCACAAACCUCCAGCUAAUGUGUCUGACACAGAUUCUUUUCUGACCUGGCAGUGGCUCUGUUGGUCCCUUUGCCAUGAAAGCAGGUGAAAGUUCCCCUCACUCCUUUUCCCUUCCUUUUGUCUCAGGCGGGUCAGAAAUUUAUGCUUGUGUAGACUCUGUAUUUAAAAGUGCUCUUACUCCUGCCCCUUCUUCAGGCUUGACCUGUGAAUACAAUGAUUCAAAGAUUGUCUGCUCAGGUGUGUUAAAUACCAGGUCUGUCAGGCCAUCAGCCUUUUAAACAACCACCUUUUCCAUAACCCAGGUGACUCUUAACUUCUUUCUACCACUUCUGAUAAUAAACCCUUAGAAAACAAACAAAAAAAAUGGUGUCACUUGCCUACUCAUUCUAGAACAGAGUUUGACAAAGUUCCUAAUGUCAUGUCCUGUGAACUUUCUUCCUUUUAAGACCCUAGAGUAAACUCAAAAUAAAUAUUGGACAUCUCGAUAGAUCUGGGUGCCCCAGGAAAGUAUGAUAAGCUGCCUUAAUCCCAGAUUCUCUUAUGCCUGUGACAAGGAGUUUCUUUGUAAAUCUUAUCUUUUAUGUGAGCAAUGAAUUGGUAUGGGGAAGGUGUAGCAAGAUGUCAUCCUACUUCCUUAUUUCUUCCACUGAAAUGAUACACAAAUUACCCUACUCCAUUUUUUAUUAUUUCAAAAAGUAUUGAAAUAUCAUUACCAAUCACUUCUAGUUUCCCCUUGCUUAUUGCACUUUUGUUCCCCAACAAAAAAUUGAUUCACCAGGAUACCACCUCAUGGAAGCACAGAAGAAUGCUUCACAUCUUUGUUGGCCAUAAAUGUGUUCUCCUCAUUUAGAUUUUGAGAUAUUGAUCUCUGCCCCCAUCAGACCUUAGUGAUAUGACUGACUUGCCAAAUGUAUUUCCAUAAAACAUCCACAAAACUGGGAUCAACCUGCAGGGAAUAAUAAACCCUUUAAUUGUAUAUUUGGGGCAUUGACUGAACCAAGGAGAGCGUCAGAAGACUAGGUUCCUUCUAACUAGCCAAAAGGUGUAGUUUGCUUCUGAGGAGACUGGCUGCUACCAGAAAUGGUUUUAAGUGUGUGCAUAUGGCCUUUUUUGUGUAUGUCUACACUCACUCACGUAGUAUAUGCAUUAAGCCAUGUAAUGCUUUAAAAUCCCUUGACUAUUUAGCAAAGGCUCUCGUUAGAAAAGGUAAAAAGUGAUUAGACAAAAAAGGGGUCAUAAUCCCUCCCUCCUACUGGUCCUGAUUCUUAUGUAUCCCAUCCCCCUUUCUUGGUUCAUUUCUAAUAGCCGCUCCCAGCAGCCAUGUAGGUGCUGGUGCUGUGUCUUUUGAUUGUAGACAGUAGAGUAAUCAGAGCUUGCAAGUAUGUAUUUUAAACUUUGAACACUAUUUUUUUUUCUUCAAAUGUGCUGCCAAUCCCUGACCCAACUACUUAUUCUAUCCCAGGAUGAGAAGAUACUGUUGUAAUCUCUGUGAUCCUGUCAUCUUGAUGUGUAGUUUCCAAGGUAGGCCCUACUUUCCAAACUGUUACCACACACAUAGAUUCAAAGUAGUUCAGCCAGGAAAAGGAGUCUCAUUUAAUUUCUACAAGUCUCAGUGAGGGUCUUCUGAUAUCUCUGCAGUCAGGCGUAGGGCUAAAUGGAAGGGGACAGAGAAAUUGAAAACAGUUCUCACUAGUCCCAAAUUCUGCUGCUUAGGCAGCUUCAAACGUAAGUAUGCUUUAUUUUUUAAAAAAGUUUGGUUCAGUAGCAUUAUCUCAAAUAAAUGUUUGGCACAAAUUUUCCCCUGUGCAUUUAGUUUGAAAUACUACUACUACUACAACUAUAGAGACCAAGGAAGAAGAGCCUAGCCUCAUCAAGAAGCACUUAACUUCUUUUAGGAAAUAAUUGCUCAAGUUUUACAGUGAUCUGACAUUUAGGUGCAACAUUUGUAGAUAUAUGUAACCUGUUGUUAAAAUCGAAUUUACAGUGGCAUGGGUCAUGUAGUUUAAUAAGGACAUUUGAUAGUCUGUAAUUUUUUUAUUUCCUUAGGAAAUUUCUAGUAAUUUAAAUGUAUAGUUUUGUAUCCUUUUAUGUAUGUUAAUCUUUUCUCAGUAUUACCACUGGAGAGUUCUUAGUUUCUUAAACUGUAAUUGGUUAUUUGAGCUGUGAUACACAAGUUUGUUGACUGCAGCAAUAAAAUAUUUCUAUGAAAAGGA